CGACACGAACACAUUUCUCUAAUCUCCAACAUUCGCUACAUAAAUUUACUGCGAAACCUUUAUUACUUCAUUCAAGUAAAAGUGGACAACGGUAGUACAAACACUUUUGAGUAAUAUUCAUAAGCUGGAAGCAAAUCACUAAAUCACAUCAGUUUAAUUCCUCUAAAUUGGUCGAUUGCAAUAAUUCUGUACCAAUAUGAAGAGAGCGUCAUUUAUUCUCUGCGUUGUUGGCAUACUAUGGACCAGUGUUUUGGCAGAAUACAGACCAUUUGAUAGAAAUGGCGGUGUUGAUGGGGAAAUAAACUUGUUUCUUCGUAUAUUCGGUGGUGAAAUCGACAGUGAAGGUGGAAAUAGCCAAUUACACCGUGCUGCCUCGUUAAGUGAGAAAGUGGUGGAUUAUUUGAUCAGAAAUGGAUCGGAUGUAAAUGCUUUGAACGUUAAAAAAAUAUCUCCCCUACAGGUUGCUGCUGAUACAGGUAAUGACAAAAUCGUUGAAAUGCUUGUAAAUAAUGGAGCUGAUGUCAGUAUUUCGAAUAAAAUCGGAUUGACUACAUUGCACUCGGCUGCUCGGCGUGGUUUUGACAAGAUUGCAGACAUUUUGAUAAAGGCUGGAGCGAAUGUAAAUGCGUUGGACAAUGAUAAAUGGACGCCUCUAUUUUUCGCAGCUAAAAAUGGUACUGACAAAAUCGUUGAAAUGCUUGUUAAUAAUGGAGCUGAUGUCAGUAUUUCGAGUAACAAAGGAUUGACUGCAUUGCACUUGGCUGCUCGUCGUGGUUCUGACAAGAUUGCAGACAUUUUGAUUAAGGCUGGAGCAAAUGUAAAUGCGUUGGACAAUAGAAAUUUAUCCCCCUUACAUUUUGCUGCUGAUGCAGGUAAUGACAGAAUCGUUGAAAUGCUUAUUAAUAAUGGAGCUGAUGCCAGUAUUUUGAAUAACAAAGGAUUGACUGCAUUGCACUUGGCUGCUCGGCGUGGUAAUGACAAAAUCGUUGAAAUGCUUGUAAAUAAUGGAGCUGAUGUCAGUAUUUCGAAUAACAAAGGAAUGACUGCAUUGCACGUGGUGUUCAGACCAAUCUGUUCGUCUUUAAGCGUGUCAAAGGCCGAACGAGUCGGAAGUUGCAAGGCUGACAGAUCAGCUGGAUUUAUUCAUCUUGCAGUAAUUGUUCCAACUGCCGUUUCUUCGUAUUAUUGUGGUCAAUUGCAGACAGUCAAUGGAGUAUCAAUGUGUGAACAAUUAGCGGAAUGUUUCUCGACUUGUUUAUGGAACAUGAGUAGUCUUCAACAUCGUUCGCUGGAGAAUGAAGCGCUCCAUGGUAUCCGAAAACGAUUAUCCAAGAGAUUCAUCAGUCGUCGGGCAAAACCUGCCAUUAUGUACAACACAAAUGCUGCGAAUUUUGUGGACUGGAUAACAGAGCUUUCUAAGGCACAGCAGAGCGCACUGAGAGAACAAAUGGACGAAAUAGUCGCUUUAUUUACCAACGACGGCGUCGAUUGGGAAUUCAAUCCUACAACAGCAAGUUUUGACAAGAUUGCAGACAUUUUGAUUAAGGCUGGAGCAAAUGUAAAUGCGUUGAACAAUAAUAAGUGGACGCCCCUAUGUUUCGCAGCUAGAAAUGAUUCGGUGCCUGUCGCAAAUUUGUUGAUUCAAAAUGGAGCUCAAAUCAAUGCACAAGACAAAGAUGGAGAUUCAAUUUUAGCUAUUGUCGUUGAUGAAGGAAAUGCCAAGAUUGUUGAGCUAUUGAUUCAGAAGGGAGCCAAUGUAAACUUUGAGGACGAGGAUCAGAUGGCACCAUUACAUUUUGCCGCUGAUAACGGUUUUGACAAGAUUGCAGACAUUUUGAUUAAGGCUGGAGCGAGUGUAAAUGCGUUGGACAAUGAUAAAUGGACGCCACUAUUUUUCGCAGCUAGAAAUGGUACUGACAAAAUCGUUGAAAUGCUUGUUAAUAAUGGAGCUGAUGUCAGUAUUUCGAGUAACAACGGAUUGACUGCAUUGCAAUUGGCUGCUCGGCGUGGUUUUGACAAGAUUGCAGACGUUUUGAUAAAGGCUGGAGCGAAUGUAAAUGCGUUGGACAAUGAUAAAUGGACGCCUCUAUUUUUCGCAGCUAGAAAUGAUUCGGUGCCUGUCGCAAAUUUGUUGAUUCAAAAUGGAGCUCAAAUCAAUGCACAAGACAAAGAUGGAGAUUCAAUUUUAGCUAUUGUCGUUGAUGAAGGUUUUGACAAGAUUGCAGACAUUAUGAUUAAGGCUGGAGCGAAUGUAAAUGCGUUGGACAAUGAUAAAUGGACGCCUCUAUUUUUCGCAGCUAGAAAUGGAAAUGCCAAGAUUGUUGAGCUAUUGAUUCAGAAGGGAGCCAAUGUAAACUUUGAGGACGAGGAUCAGAUGGCACCAUUACAUUUUGCCGCCGAUAAUGGUUUCGACAAGAUUGCAGACAUUUUGAUUAUGGCUGGAGCGAAUGUAAAUGCGUUGAACAAUAAUAAGUGGACGCCCCUAAGUUUCGCAGCUAGAAAUGAUUCGGUGCCUGUCGCAAAUUUGUUGAUUCAAAAUGGAGCUCAAAUCAAUGCACAAGACAAAGAUGGAGAUUCAAUUUUAGCUAUUGUCGUUGAUGAAGGAUAUGCCAAUAUUGUUGAGCUAUUGAUUCAGAAGGGAGCAAAUGUAAACUUUGAGGACGAGGAUCAGAUGGCACCAUUACAUGUUGCCGCCGAUGAAGGUUUUGACAAGAUUGCAGACAUUUUGAUUAAGGCUGGAGCGAAUGUAAAUGCGUUGGACAAUGAUAAAUGGACGCCUCUAUUUUUCGCAGCUAGAAAUGAUUCGGUGCCUGUCGCAAAUUUGUUGAUUCAAAAUGGAGCUCAAGUCAAUGUCCAAGACAAAGAUGGAGAUUCAAUUUUAGCUAUUGUCGUUGCUGAAGCGAAUGUGACGAUACCGUAUCACUUCGAUAGUCUACAACGAAAUGAGAGUGCAGUAAUUCCCCAGAAAAUGCCGGAAAAAGUUGAUGACGAAGCCAUGCUCGAAAACGGCCAGGAAUGCGACAACAGUGCUACGUUGGGAGGCAUUAACUUCGAAACGAUUUCACAAUCGAGAAGCAUUAUAAUCGAUCUGGACAAUUUCCUACCGCAGGAUGUAUCGACCCCAUUGACUGACAACGUCAGUUUCAAUUUUACAAUUAUUGGCUCGGAGGAAGAAAAUGGUUCAAAGGUAGGUUCCGGUGAUCAAUUUGGCGAUGAGGCUACGAACGUACUGCAAGAACAAACCUCUGAACAGUUGGAUGACGAAUUUAUGAACCCAUUGCACGAAAAAUCGGGGGAACAAUCGGAAGAUGAUGCGACCGGAUUACAAAAAGAAAACGACGAAAAUGAAAACUUACAAAAUGGUACACGUUUGGCCCGAUUCAAACAUCAACUGUCUCAACGAGCGAAUGAUAAUCCCAAAGCAACCAACAAACUACCAUCCAAUGCAACGGCGGUCAUUUCUGAUUCACAUGCGAAGAGAGUGGAAGCACUCAAUGAUCGAAACAAAAUUGAGCUCCAACGAGCUCAAAACGAAACAUCGCAGAUUGAAUUACAAAAAACUCGACUCAAAUUUGAGGAGCGUGUGUUCAAAGAACAAUUGGAUAAGGAUACCGCUGUUGAAAAGGAAGAAAUUAAAUUGAAAGAGAAGCCAGGAAAGUUUGACCUGAGAAAACAACGUUUCGAGUACAAAAUGAAGAAGUUGGCAUUGAAGGAGAAAGAGAAAGAAGACGAGUUUCAGCUUAAAGUAAAGGAAAUGGAAAAAGCUGAAAGACUUGAGGCCAAACAAAUGGAGCUCGAAUAUAAGUUAAAGUUGGAUCUGGAAAUGGCCAAUGAGAGAUAUAAUUUUGCUGAGUUUUUGCUGAAUAAUGGAGCAGAUCCGAACCUUGCUAAUGAAAAGAAAAUGGUUCCAUUGCAUGCAGCAGUAACAAAUGAAACAGGAAAUGCCAAGAUUGUUGAGCUAUUGAUUCAGAAGGGAGCAAAUGUGAACUUUGAGGACGAGGAUCAGACGACACCAUUACAUUUUGCCGCCAAUAAUGAUUCGGUGCCUGUCGCAAAUUUGUUGAUUCAAAAUGGAGCUCAAGUCAAUGCCCAAGACAAAGCAGCAGAUUCAAUUUUAGCUGUUGUCGUUGGAGAAGAUAGUGAGAGAUAUAAUUUUGCUGAAUUUUUGCUGAAUAACGGAGCAGAUCCGAACCUUGCUAAUGAAAAGAAAAAGGUCCCAUUGCAUUCCGCAGCAAGACAUGGAUAUGCCAAGAUUGUUGAGCUAUUGAUUCAGAAGGGCGCAAAUGUAAACUUUGAGGACAAGGAUAAUAUGGCACCAAUACAUUUUGCCGCCUAUAAAGGUGGUACCCGGGAGAUCAUAGAAUUAUUGGUGGACAAUGGUGCAGAUGUCAACCAUGCAGACAAAGAUGGAGAUACAGCAUUAAAUAUAGCAAUUAAGGAGCGCAACACUGUGGUCGCUGAUGCAUUAAUCGCAAUAGGAGCGGAUGUCAAUCGAGCAGAAAAACCUGGAGUAUUGCCUUUACAUAUAGCCGCCAAAAAUGAAAAGGGAGCAACUUUGCAAGGCACCGAUAACGUUAAUGACACGUUUCUGUACUAUGCCGCUGAUAAUGGCAAAUAUUUCGCUGCAAAUGCACUCAUCAGAGCGGGUGCCGAUGUAAAUUCUGUGAACAACGAUGAAAAUGAAAAUGACUAAAGAUUCGGGACACUUACGGGUUGCCAGAUUUUUACGAGGUAAUGGGGGCCAUGUUUAGAGAGUUCUACAAUUGACGAA
This is a messenger RNA of Bradysia coprophila, 4771 nucleotides long. RefSeq lists its product as uncharacterized. Gene Ontology annotation, biological process: cellular response to tumor necrosis factor. Gene Ontology annotation, molecular function: NF-kappaB binding. The record is from RefSeq and is a predicted model, not a curated record. Gene Ontology annotation, cellular component: cytosol; cytoplasm. Lineage: Eukaryota; Metazoa; Arthropoda; Insecta; Diptera; Sciaridae.